Messenger RNA from Neolamprologus brichardi, 937 nucleotides. RefSeq names its product placental growth factor a (gene pgfa). Gene Ontology annotation, biological process: positive regulation of mast cell chemotaxis; response to hypoxia; sprouting angiogenesis. The record is from RefSeq and is a predicted model, not a curated record. Gene Ontology annotation, cellular component: membrane. Gene Ontology annotation, molecular function: chemoattractant activity; vascular endothelial growth factor receptor binding; growth factor activity. NCBI's taxonomy places the organism in Eukaryota, Metazoa, Chordata, Actinopteri, Cichliformes, Cichlidae.
AGCAGGAACUCAUUCCCGGCAGCAGCAGCAUGCAAACUUUCCUCGGAAUCCUGCAGCUUCUGCUGGUCCUUCAGCGGGUACCUGCGCAGAUGUCAGAUGAAGGGGGUCCCAAUACAGUAAUUCAGUUGUCUGAGGUGAUGGCAAAGUGCUCGUGUCAGGUCAUGGACCAGCUGGUGUAUGUGUACGAUGAGUACCCCCAGUCGGUGGAGAACAUCUACGUACCUCACUGUGUGGUGGUUCGCCGAUGCUCUGGUUACUGUUCGGGCGAGGAAUUCAAGUGCCUUCCUACCCUCGAACGCAACGCCACUCUGCAGCUGAAGAUUUCUUCCCAAGAACAGCCCAUGGUGGAGCUCACAUUUCUAGAACAUCAGCAGUGCCAAUGCAGAGACCCUGAGAAUCUUCAGUACUAUGAAAGAUCAGUAAUUAAGUCACAGCAGCAGCAGCAAGUCCACUGAGAGCAGACCUCGGAGGAGGAACCGUACCAAGAAAUGGCUGUAGAAAGUGCCAGUUCCAGACAAGAAGAUCCCUCUUCGCUGAUUUGCACCUGCCCAAAGUAAAAUUAACAGUGGUGAAUAUGGAGUGGUGAACAUCACAUAUCUCCAUCCAUUCCCAUAUAUUUUAUAACUUAUAUACUGUUUUGUUUUGUUUUGUUUUUGCUGAGUAAUCACCAAAGCAACCCUAACCCUGGAUGUGUACAGAUUCCUUUGGCCAUGGCCUCCAUUUUUCCGUUUUCAUCUAUUUAUCUUUUCACUUUAAGCUUGCUGCUGUGUUCCGUUUUCAAAACAGACACAGUACACAGAACACAUACAGAAUAGGAUCAGAGAUAAUGGCUGGAAUGCUUUGAGCUUUUCAACCAGGUUUAAAGCCUAAAUCCAUCCCUUAAGUGUUUAUUAACUUGUCAGAUUAAUGGCAUGUGGUGUCUUUGUGAUUUUUAUUC